Ahaetulla prasina is the source of this 2405-nucleotide messenger RNA. RefSeq names its product platelet activating factor acetylhydrolase 1b catalytic subunit 2 (gene PAFAH1B2). Lineage: Eukaryota; Metazoa; Chordata; Lepidosauria; Squamata; Colubridae. The transcript has 6 exons. The record is from RefSeq and is a predicted model, not a curated record. The coding region runs from base 124 to 855 and encodes 243 amino acids.
AGUGGGUCAUCGCGCAAGCGCGCUGCGUGGCGGCCGGAGCGGGGGAGGGGCGCGCCCGUCGGAGCCGCGGGGAGGCUGAGGGAAGGCCGAGCGGGCGUAGCGGAUCGUCGCCGAGGAGCCGCUAUGGAGGCGCGGGGGCAGCCGCAGUCGCCAGCAGCGGACCGGAUGAGCCAGGGGGACGCCAACCCGGCGGCCACGGCCCACAUCGCGGAAGACGUGCAGGGCGACGACCGGUGGAUGUCCCAGCACAACCGCUUCGUCUUGGACUGCAAGGACAAGGAGCCCGACGUGCUCUUCGUGGGCGACUCCAUGGUCCAGUUGCUGCAGCAAUACGAGAUAUGGCGAGAACUUUUUUCACCAUUACAUGCACUGAAUUUUGGGAUUGGUGGAGACACUACAGGACAUGUUUUGUGGAGACUGAAGAACGGUGAACUGGAAAAUAUUAAGCCCAAGGUCAUUGUUGUUUGGGUUGGAACAAACAACCAUGAAAACACAGCAGAGGAAGUAGCUGGUGGAAUAGAGGCCAUCGUGAGACUGAUCAAUACCCGGCAGUCCCAGGCUAAAAUUAUCGUACUGGGCCUGCUCCCUCGAGGCGAGAAGCCAAACCCCCUGCGGCAGAAGAACUCCAAGGUGAACCAGCUCUUGAAGACCUCCCUGCCAAAGCUGGCCGGUGUCCAGCUGCUGGAUGUGGAUGGAGGCUUUGUGCACUCGGAUGGCACCAUUUCAUGCCACGACAUGUUCGAUUUUCUGCACCUAACGGGUGCCGGCUACACAAAGAUCUGCAAACCCCUCCAUGAACUCAUCAUGCAGCUGCUGGAGGAAACCCCAGAAGAGAAACAGGCAACUCUGGCCUGACAGCCUCCCCAUCCCACCCCAUCCAUCCCAGCGCCAUCAGCCCAGUUCUUUUUUCCAUGGCACUACUGAAUCCUCGCUCAACAUGCUUCCCAUUGUUGAAUGUUACUGGGUGUUGUGUUUAGCACUGGAAAGGGAGGUGGAGAGUAGCACGGCCAGUCCCACAGCCUGUGGCUGGCCAAAGAUGUCCUCCUUUGGUCACUUGGCCUGAACAGGUUUCUUCUAAUGGGAUCUCCCCAUAGCCGUUUCUCUCCCAUGGGGUGGUGAAAAUGCUGGUCAGCGGCCUGCUGGCUCCUGCUGCUCUCCUUCCCAUUCCUGCCUCCUCGGUGUCCAGGCUGUCCACAGCGCUGAAAUGCCUAAACUCAUCGGUCGUACUCACAUUCCACUCCCUGGACUGAAAAGUAGCUGCUGCUUUAAAAGUUGGAAUUGUUUGAAGAGUUUUUAUAUUUACUGGAUUUGGGUUUUUGUUUUAAGUGAUAUUAGCUGCUUUCUUGCUUUGGCAAACAAACAAACCAGAACAGGAGACAGCUACCUGUGACAACUUGAUACAUGUGAACAAUUAUGUGUUGAGUGAGUGAACACAUUUAACUUGGCUAUUUCAUUUCUUUGUUAAAAAAAGAUGUGAUUCCUUUGCUGGGAACAGGAUUGGGGGGAGGGGGGGGGCUUCGGAAAAACUUGCCUCUGAGUGGUGUUGAUGCAACACUCCCAACUUGUCCAAGGCCUUGGAGCCUAUCUGCUCAUUCCCAUCCAGAUUAAACUGACGCUGCUUCUUGCUAGGUUAUCUGCUGCAGAAUGCUCAUUUUUAAGAGCAAAAAACAACCUCUCCCCCAACCCAACCUCCUUCCUUCCCUUCUUGCAAGGCCAGAGCUUCACAAUCCCAGGGCAUCCUUUUCUUUUUGGGGGUCAGCCUUGGACAAGUAAUUUACUCGUGCAAAUGAGGCCUCCGGCUGCAGCCAUGUCAUCUGUCGUUGAUAUUCCAGGCCUGCCAGAAUAUAGGCCCCUUGUGAAGGGAAGCCUCUUUCGCUGGGCUUGGUGUGAUGAGGAGAAGUUUUUAGAAAAAGUUUUUGAAGCACAACGCCUCAGUUCAUACUUCCAAGAGAUUUUUCUGGGAAGAACUUUCAGUCUUAGAUAAUACGUGAGAUUGUGGGAGAAAGAUUUUAUCCCUAAACAGGCAGUGAAGAAGGAAAAUACUUCACCCCUUUUUACCUGAGUGAGUGAUGGGCAAGGGUCUCUUGCCCCAGUUUCCCAAAUGUGGUUUCAGACCUGAGAAUGCAGUGUAAGGAAUGCAGUGUGUGACCACCCAGAUGUUACCAUAAUUUCCCUCCCCUGUAGGCCACCCCAGCUGUAGCCCCAGGAAGGUCACCCUUUACCCACUUGGCUUUACAUUUGUUCUGAGAAGACUUCUUCAUUCAUGGAUGAGCUCUUGACCAUGCCUGUCUUCCUGAGGCUCCCGCCCUGGGUGGUCCGUGGUCAUCCAGUCGGCCAUCUUCCCUUGCAGCUCCCAGCACAAGCUUCAUCUUGACAAAAGCACAAGGCUUUGCUCCGUAAAAGAA